This is a messenger RNA of Lampris incognitus (smalleye Pacific opah), 1705 nucleotides long. RefSeq names its product family with sequence similarity 89 member A (gene fam89a). The record is from RefSeq and is a predicted model, not a curated record. Lineage: Eukaryota; Metazoa; Chordata; Actinopteri; Lampriformes; Lampridae. The transcript has 2 exons. Bases 246 to 815 code for a protein of 189 amino acids.
GACGCCCAGUCAGCGCGGCAGCAGCCAGCCAGCCUGUUAACGGGACAGGAAGUGGAGAGACGACGCGUCCGGGGCCGAGGAGACCAGCGCGUCGGUGGCUUUCGACGUCUUCCUAAAAGAAUGCCGUUGGUGUGUUAGCGAGGUAUCCGUGCGAUCGUCCCAAACUGCCGCGGCGUCGAGAGAGAAACCCCACCCCCCCCUCUCUCCACCCACCACCACCACCACCACCUCUAAACGCAGAGACGAUGAACGGUAAAUCGGCCAACGGCUCGGCGGGGGGAAUGGCGUGUAUCGAGGGUCUGCCUCCCCUGCCCAAGAGCCUGAGCGGCUUGCUGAACUCCAGCGGCGGCUCCUGGAGGGAGAUGGAGAGGAUGUACGCCAAGAAGACCAUGAUCCAGGACGACCUGAGCCGCGGGCGGAACAACGCCGACAGCCUGCUGGCGAGCAAGCCGGCCAACCUCGACGCGGCUCUGGCGCUUCUGCGGAAAGAGAUGGUGGGGUUGCGUCAGCAGGACAUGUCCUUGCUGUGCCAACUGUGGUCCCUUCACGAGUCCAUCCAGGAGUACAAGGGCAGCUGCCAGGACCUGAGCGCUACCUCCAGCGCCGACGGGGCCUAUGGCAUGAUGGAGAAUGGCUAUUUCGACGAGGAUGAUGAGUACUACCCAGAGCCAGGAGCCACGCCGACGGGGGAGCAGCCGGACGGGGAGCUGGGGGAGGGACCGGCGGGGACCGUCUCCGGGAUGGCAAAGAAUGGGAGCAGUGGCAGGAGCAAGGAUGGAGGCUGGCUGCAUGACUCUUUUCACGUCACCAUCUGAGCUCUUGCCCCUCCGAUGGAUUCCUGCGAAAGCAAGAUGGCUGUCUUGACAGACGAAAGACUGGAUUAUGGCAGAGGAACAUUUGAGCGGGUCCAGAAACGGCGAGCCCUUUUGGCUUGAUUUCGGGGGGGGGAGUGGUUGUUUAAGGAGAGCUUGUGGUAUCUUGUUACCACGUGAGACUUCAGAAGUGUUACGCACCGACUUCAGCUACAUCUUUCACCGCGCACAGCUGAAUUAUACCCCUGCUCGUGCUGCAGAACAGCCGGGGGUUUGUUCUGCAGCAUGACCAGGCGCUACAUCAGGGUAUGGAGCUGAACGGGUACCCGUUUUCUAAAGGAGGAUUUGCCAGCACCCUCUGGAAACACUCAGGACAUGAGUUGGAUUCGUCACGAACAGUUUCCGUUUAGUACUUAACUCCCAACAUUAUAUACAGCGAACGAGGCAAUAUACUUUAUAUAGGAGCAUCUCUGCUGCCACUUGUGUGCGUGUCAAGUGGUGUUUGUUAGUUAAUCGCCGCAGAACUUUUUAAGUAUCAAGCUCUAAGCAAAAGGCUGUUUAUUUAUAAUGUAAAUAUUAAUAUAAAUAUGAGCGGUAUUCGGAGAAUCUGUUUAUUUUCGGUGGGGACAAAAAGAUGAUCAACUUCAAGGGCUCGUUACUUCAGACAGCUAGGCUAGUGUGUGUGUGGGUGAGUGAGUGGGUGAGUGAGUGAGCAAGUGAGCGAGAGAGCGAGGAGGGGUUACAUUUGCCCUUAGUGGGGGGAAAUAGGACACAUGCCAGCAAGGUGGAAGAUCUCAAAUUCCCAGUUGAGGAACAAGUGAAGUUUACACAGCCUCCUGUAAUACCACCUAAUGUCAUGUUAUAUGUACUACAAGUGGGGGGGUGGGGUGGGG